This is a messenger RNA of Symbiodinium pilosum, 1053 nucleotides long. Lineage: Eukaryota; Dinophyceae; Suessiales; Symbiodiniaceae. The record is from the annotation of a GenBank genome assembly.
AUGGGUGGCGCCAUGGACAUGAUGAAUGGUAAGAUGGCAGAUGCUAUGAACUGCAUGGAGAAGGAGAUGGAGGUCAGCUGUCAAGACGAAACCUACCGCAAGCAGGUCUUCGUGCCAUUCUGGUACUGCAUGGUAGCAGUUGGUGAGAGAGAUCCUGGUCCAGUCCCACCUUGCAACGGCCCCAUCAAGUUCGGCGAUGCCUCGAAGUGCAAGAAGACUGAGAAGCAGAUCAAAGAUGAAAUUGAAAUGGCCAAAUCAAUGUGCUUUGACAAGCUUAAGCAGCUUUAUGAUUUGCAAGGAAAGCUAGGCCAGUGUGCUGCUGAUAUUAGCACUGAGAAGCAGAAGGUCGAGGAAGAGCGCCAGGGAUUGCAGGACAUCCAGCAAGAAACUCAGGAGUGUGAGAAGAAGAGCGCAACGGCCAAGGCCGAACAGUCCAUGGCUGGCUUCAGUGCAGAUGAGUCCUCAGGUGGCCAAUUCUGUCCUGCCUUUGCUGCGGAGCUCAAGGCAGCCUUUGCCAAGUACACGCUUGCCGUCGAACAGUGCAUCAGUGUCCAAAUUUCAGCCCAAGUGCAUAUCCCGGAGAUCAACAUUAAGAUCCCUGAGAUCCAAGUGGGUGAGAUAAGUGGAACUUCUUUCAACAUCCAGAUGCCUGACUUCAAGGCCCCGGACUUCACUGGCGACAUUGUUGUCCCCAGCGGAGGCGGGAAGCUGAAUGUUGCGACCGGCAAUGCAGGUCAGCCAGGGUCAAAGGAGUCAAAGCUGACCUUCGACGACCGUGUUGCAAAGAUAAAGGCAGACAUCAAGGAUUGCGAAGAAGCAAAGCCAAAGGUCCAAGAGAAACACAACGAGCUUGCGGCAAUGAAGGGGAAAGUCGCAGAUCAGAAGCAGAAGGCGUGUGAAGAGCCCAGCAGCUUGCUGGAGUUGGGAGCUAGCCCGGAGGCACAGGUUGCCAUCCAGGUCUUCAGCAUGAUGAAGAUGACUUGGGGCUGUGCCGGUGUCGCUGCAUCACUUGAUGCAGAGGAUGGGCUCCUCGCGGUCCUGCAGAAGUGCUGA